AUGUUUGGAUUAGGUGGUGGAUCAACUCCUCAAGUUUCUUCUCAACAAAAGCUUCAAGCUGCUGAAGCUGAAUUAGACAUGGUUACUGGAAUGUUCAAUCAAUUAGUUAAUCAAUGUCAUAGAAAAUGUAUUAAUAAAGCUUAUAAUGAAUCAGAUGUCACUAAACAAGAAGCUAUCUGUUUAGAUAGAUGUGUAUCUAAAUAUUUUGAAACUAAUCUUCAAGUUGGUGAAAAUAUGCAAAAAUUAGGUCAAUCUGGUGCUUUUAUGGGUAGACAAUAA
Messenger RNA from Scheffersomyces coipomensis, 279 nucleotides. It is a transcript of the gene TIM10, whose product is annotated as protein transporter. NCBI's taxonomy places the organism in Eukaryota, Fungi, Ascomycota, Pichiomycetes, Serinales, Debaryomycetaceae. Gene Ontology annotation, cellular component: mitochondrial inner membrane. The transcript has a single exon. Gene Ontology annotation, biological process: protein insertion into mitochondrial inner membrane. The record is from RefSeq and is a predicted model, not a curated record. The coding region runs from base 1 to 279 and encodes 92 amino acids.